AUGGGCAUUCGCGCGUCUUUGAUUCCAUCGUCCGCUCUUGUGUCUGCUUCUCCUCCUCCUCGACGUUCCUUCCCCCUCCUUUCCUCCCUCCCAUCGACGACCUCGCCGUCGACAACGGGUCGGAUGGCAGCCGUCGCAGUCACUCCCCGUCCGCAGCAUCCGUUUCCCCGCCCUGUCUGGACACACGACCCGCAACCCUCCGCGUCCCUCCAACCAACAGCACACAUGAUGACACCCUCCCAUCUCCCGCGGGCCCUCGACAACCCCAUGGACGUAUUUACAGCCUCUGCACCGGCGCGUAUGGCCAAUCGUGCGAAACGAACGCGUGACGAUACUCGCUCGGAUGCAGCUCAACCUCCUGCACCGAAACGGACGUGCGCAUCCCCAAGCAAGCGACUGGCGAAACAGUCAUCGAAGACCGAGAAGGACAAGCUCGAGCGGAGAGAGAAGCGCAUGAAGUACGAAGCACAGGAAAGGGAGUUUAGGGAAAAGUACUCGGCUGCGUUUCCUAAGUGGACCUUCCAUUUCGACUCCUUGGAUACUGCAACCGCCUCCAUGUUGACACAACGGGUUACCCAGUUGGGAGCGCGUGUUGAUACGUUCUUCUCCAAGAAGGUUUCCCACGUUAUCAGCACACGUCCUGUCUUACCGGAUGCCAAGGCUGCCAAAGGGACCGCUGGCAGGGAAGGUACACCUCAAGCUGUUGCCAAACGCGAAGUCGAUAAGGAGAACGUCGCUCCCAGAUCGUCUCAACCAGGUCAGCGACUGUCUCAGGCACAGUCUACACAACAGUGGAAGAACGCCGCUCGUCCUGCCCUUGCACCUCUUGGUCGUAGGGACGGUAACCUGCUCUUUGAGGACUCUAUGCCAGUGAAGAAUGACCUCCUCUCCAAAGCAAUCCACUUUGGCAUGAAGGUGUGGAGUGUUGAGAAGCUUACUUCUGUCCUGGACCGCAUACAGUUACCCGUUUCGCCUGUGGCCCACACCCCAAAUCUCUCACAUCUUCUUGCCGACGAACGACUCCACGGCACACGCGAACGCGACCCCAACGCCCUCCGUCCCGAUUACACCUAUUUCCAACGCGGUUCUUACUUUGUUCUCAUCGAAGACAUGUCUGGCGAACACUGUCCCAUCAUGAUCAAGCAGUAUGAUCGCCCCGCCAAAGGUGAAAGAGCUCCAUGGCCUUGCUUAUAUGCGGAUAAGAACGCCUCUGGACCGUUCAGCCCCGGUUAUGAAGAGUCGACAAGCGAGGAGAAGCCUCUCGCUAGGCUUAGUCCCGAGAUAUCUGCUGUUCCUCCCCCAGUUGCGACAUCACUCUUGCCCCCAGCUCAAAUCCAGAAGUCCAAGAAGUCCGCUGAUCUUCGCAGAGUUCUUUCCAUGAAUAAUGUCAAGCGAUUAGCUGGUCAGCAUGCUAUCCCUGACGCAAGCAUAGCCGUACAGGCGUCGCAUGACAGGCCGGGCGCAUAUAUGGCGGCUUCAGGAAACAGCGUCAGUGUCACGUCUGCUGUUGCGACAUCUACUCGGUCAGCUUCGGGAACUACUCUGCCUGGCGGCCUUGGUCAUGCUGCUGCCAAUAAGCAGCUGCAGGAUAGGCUGCGCCAACAAGUUCUCACCAACCGUCUUGCCGCCGCUACCAACGGUGCCCCGGCUUUGCGCAAGAGUAAGAGCACGAACACGCUCAAGUUGCCUAUGCGGGAAGAGACCAAGAAACCGGGCUACUGUGAGAACUGCCGCAUCAAGUUCGCGGACUUCUCCCAGCAUGUGAAGAGCAAGAAGCAUCGUACAUUCGCGACCACAGAUGACAACUUUGUCCAGCUUGAUGAAGUGCUUGAGCGCCUCAUCCGGCCCAAGGCAGAUGAGAAGCUGGACAUUGUCGAGUUGCCCGCCCAGGAAGAGGAGUACGAACAAGACAGCAAUGUGCUGGACGAAGAAGCAGACGUCAGCGGUGAUUUGGGUCUGGACGAUGGCGAGGAAGGGACUGAGGAGCACGACGAGUCCAUGCUGGGCUGGAGUGCGACCGCCACGGCGGUUCCCUCACAGGCAGCUGAGUUCAUCUGA
Dacryopinax primogenitus is the source of this 2058-nucleotide messenger RNA. RefSeq lists its product as uncharacterized. The transcript has 4 exons. The record is from RefSeq and is a predicted model, not a curated record. Gene Ontology annotation, cellular component: Dbf4-dependent protein kinase complex; nucleus. Gene Ontology annotation, molecular function: protein serine/threonine kinase activator activity; zinc ion binding; nucleic acid binding. Bases 1 to 2058 code for a protein of 685 amino acids. Gene Ontology annotation, biological process: positive regulation of nuclear cell cycle DNA replication; regulation of cell cycle phase transition. NCBI's taxonomy places the organism in Eukaryota, Fungi, Basidiomycota, Dacrymycetes, Dacrymycetales, Dacrymycetaceae.